Diabrotica balteata is the source of this 833-nucleotide messenger RNA. The record is from the annotation of a GenBank genome assembly. NCBI's taxonomy places the organism in Eukaryota, Metazoa, Arthropoda, Insecta, Coleoptera, Chrysomelidae.
AUGGAAAUGCAAACAAUUAAAGUAAAAAGAUCAACAAAUGCCUCAGAUGAACAAAAAAAAUUAUUGCUGGAGUUUAUGAAAAAAAAUCCCAACUUGCUGGCUGCAAAAUUUUCCAACACAUUUUCGCAAAACGAUGCCCAGAAUAAAUGGCAAGGGAUUGCAAAUGUAUUAAAUAGUUGUGGUGAUGGGGCCAAUAAAAACUGGCGAGCUUGGCGAAAGACAUGGCAAGACAUACGAAGCAGGACAAAAGCCAAAAAUGGGCAAUUAAAAAAACAUGCGCAAGGUACAGGAGGUGGACCACCCAUAGAAAAGGCAAACCCCUUUGAACAAGAAGUGCUAGAAACAAUCACAGUAAUAUCACUGGCUGGACAACCGGACAUUGUGGAAUCAGAAGCAAAUUUUUGUUUUAAUGAAGAAGAAAACUUGACCGAUCACCAACUUAAACCAGAUGCAGUAGAUACGACUGAUACGAUAGAAGAAUUGGAACAACAACAACCAACAGUUGCUCCAAUAAAACUGGAAAAAAGCCCAAUUAAAAAUAAACCAAAAAAAAAAUUAGAAUACACUUCAGAGGCAGCAGAAAAUUAUCAACUGUCUUUAAAUGAAAAAAAUAAAAUAAAAUUAUUAUGAAAAAAAAAUUUCAUUGCUUGAGAGGUUGGUAGUUGCAAAAGAAAGAAGCACAGUUGCAAAAGAAAGAAGUGCAGUUGCCAAUGAACGCAUUGUAGCUGUAUUAGAAGAGAUGUCUAAUAAACUUGAUGAGUUUUUUUUAAAAGAUUUUAUUUGUAUUUUUUUAUAAGUUUGUUUAUUGGAGCAAUAUAAAAAGUUUGAUUGUU